Heteronotia binoei (common prickly gecko) is the source of this 629-nucleotide messenger RNA. Its product is annotated as metallothionein-1. The transcript is spliced from 3 exons. The record is from RefSeq and is a predicted model, not a curated record. The coding region runs from base 283 to 474 and encodes 63 amino acids. Gene Ontology annotation, molecular function: metal ion binding. Lineage: Eukaryota; Metazoa; Chordata; Lepidosauria; Squamata; Gekkonidae.
GGCAGCCGCGGGUGUGCAGAGGGGGAGUGCGGCGUAGUAGAGCAUUGAUCCGCAUCGAUCUCUCAUUGGCGCGUUGGCGGCACCGCCCCCUCCCUCCGCAGCACGUGGCGGGCGGGCUGGUUGGUUUGAACCGAGGGAGCCGUGCGCAUGGAGCCGGGCGGGGAGGGGCAGCUUUGCGCCCGCUUGCCGGCAUAAAUAGCAGCCAGGCGCGGCUCCGGAGUCAAAUCGCAAUCCUCCCUCGUGUCUGAUCGUUUACCAGCCGCUGAACAAACCGAACCCAGGAUGGACGCUGAAGACUGUCCCUGCGUUAGUGGUGGUCUGUGCACCUGUGGCAACAACUGUCAGUGCAAAAAUUGCAAGUGCAAAUCGUGCAGAAAAAGUUGCUGUUCCUGUUGCCCGGUUGGCUGUGCCAAGUGUGCCCAGGGCUGUAUCUGCAAAGGGCAGCCUGCCGCAAAGUGCAGCUGCUGCAAGUGAAUGUCCACUCGCUGUCCAAGCGAUUAUCUGUAUAUUUGAUUGCCUACCAGAAUGUAACCUUAUUGUUCAUUUCUAUAUGUGCCUGUGCGUUUUCUAGCAUUUAGAUGUAAAAAAAAAAUUAAGCAACUUGAAAAUAAAGAAAAGUGUGUGUGUGU